Messenger RNA from Motacilla alba alba, 5070 nucleotides. Its product is annotated as cytochrome P450 26B1. NCBI's taxonomy places the organism in Eukaryota, Metazoa, Chordata, Aves, Passeriformes, Motacillidae. Gene Ontology annotation, biological process: sterol metabolic process. Gene Ontology annotation, molecular function: heme binding; iron ion binding; monooxygenase activity. The coding region runs from base 448 to 1983 and encodes 511 amino acids. The transcript is spliced from 6 exons. The record is from RefSeq and is a predicted model, not a curated record.
UCGCCUUUUUCCCUCCCCAUCACCCCCACCCCAUUUUUUUUUUUGGGGGGGGGGGCGCCGCUUUUCCUCUUUUUUUUCCCCCUUUCCCCUCUCUCCGUGCGCGCGUGGUGCUUUUUCUCCGUGUCACUCUGUCAAGUUUCCCCCAAACAAGCCCAAACUUCGCAGCGAGGGGCGCAGCAACCACAGCUUUUUUUUUUUUUUCCCCCCUUAAUUUUUUUUUUUUCCAAUUUUUCCUCCUUUCCCCCUCUUUCCCCUCGCCGCUUCCCCAACCUGCCAGCGCCGAGGGGGGCGAGCCGGGGCCCCCCUCGCCCCAGGACCCCCCAAGCAGCGCCGAGCGGGCGCUCCGCACUCGCCGUCUCUCCGCGCGUGUGUGUGGGUGCGAGCGUGGUGCCUGUCAAGGGGCUGUUUCUCUCUCCCCACCCUCCUCCUCCUCCCUUCUUUCCAAAUAUGCUUUUUGCAAGUUUUGAUCUCGUCUCGGCACUGGCUACCCUCGCCGCGUGCUUGGUGUCACUGACUUUGCUGCUGGCCGUGUCCCAACAGCUGUGGCAGCUCCGCUGGGCUGCCACCCGCGACAAAACCUGCAAGCUACCAAUCCCCAAAGGCUCCAUGGGAUUCCCUUUAAUCGGAGAGACCUUCCACUGGCUGCUGCAGGGCUCCUGCUUCCAGUCCUCGCGGCGGGAGAAGUACGGCAACGUCUUCAAGACGCACUUGCUGGGGCGGCCGCUGGUGCGGGUGACGGGCGCGGAGAACGUGCGCAAGAUCUUGAUGGGGGAGCACCACCUGGUGAGCACCGAGUGGCCGCGGAGCACGCGGAUGCUGCUGGGCCCCAACACCGUGGCCAACUCCAUCGGCGACAUCCACCGCCACAAGAGGAAGGUUUUCUCCAAGAUUUUCAGCCACGAGGCUCUGGAGAGUUACCUUCCCAAGAUCCAGCUGGUGAUCAAGGACACCCUGCGGGCCUGGAGCAGCACCCCCGAGCCCAUCAACGUGUACCACGAGGCGCAGAAGCUGACGUUCCGCAUGGCCAUCCGCGUCCUGCUGGGCUUCCGCAUCCCCGACGAGGAGCUCGGCCGCCUCUUCGAGGUCUACCAGCAGUUCGUGGAGAAUGUCUUCUCCUUGCCCGUGGAUCUGCCCUUCAGCGGCUACAGGAGGGGAAUCCGGGCCCGGGAGACGCUGCAGAAGGGGCUGGAAAAAGCCAUCCAGGAGAAGCUGCAGAACACGCAGGGCAAGGACUACGCCGACGCCCUGGACAUCCUGAUAGAGAGUGGGAAGGAGCACGGCAAAGAGCUGACCAUGCAGGAGCUGAAGGACGGCACCCUGGAGCUCAUCUUCGCCGCCUACGCCACCACGGCCAGCGCCAGCACCUCCCUGAUCAUGCAGCUCCUCAAACACCCGCGGGUGCUGGAGAAGCUGCGGGAGGAGCUGCGGAGCAAAGGGAUCCUCCACAACGGCUGCAUCUGCGAGGGCUCCCUGCGCCUGGACAACAUCAACGGCCUCCAGUACCUGGACUGCGUCAUCAAGGAGGUUCUCCGGCUCUUCACCCCCAUCUCCGGGGGGUACCGGACGGUGCUGCAGACCUUUGAGCUGGAUGGUUUCCAAAUCCCCAAGGGCUGGAGCGUGAUGUACAGCAUCCGGGACACCCACGACACCGCUCCCGUCUUCAAGGAUGUGGACGUCUUCGACCCCGACCGCUUCGGGCAGGGCCGGAGCGAAGACAAGGACGGCAGGUUCCACUACCUCCCCUUCGGAGGAGGCGUACGGACCUGUCUGGGGAAGCACCUGGCCAAGCUUUUCCUCAAGGCUCUGGCCAUCGAGCUGGCCAGCACCAGCCGCUUCGAGCUCGCCACCAGGACUUUCCCCAAAAUCACCCUGGUGCCCGUGGUCCACCCGGUUGACGGACUCAAGGUCAAGUUCUUUGGACUGGAUUCCAACCAGAACGAGAUCCUGACGGGCACAGACGCCAUGCUGGGGGCCACCGUGUAAAGCCCGCGCCGGUGGCACCAGGGACGGGCGGCCGGGGGAGGCAGGGGUGGGGUGGGGGCGAGGGGAUGGACAGGAGGGGAGGAGAGAGGGAUGAGGAGCUUCUCCACGGCGCUCACCUCCGGAUCGGGACUGCUUUUCCAGCAGGGAAGCUGCCGGAAGCGUUUUGCUCUUCCCGCGGGACGCGGAGAAGGUCGGGGCGGCGGCGUCUUGUUUCGUCGGGAAGGAGGAAGAUCCGCAAAAGCCGAGUCGAGCUGGGAUGGCCGACCAUACACAGUAUCUAAUUAUUAUAAAUAUAUAUAUAUAAAUAUCUAUAAAACACUUCUGCUGCCAGGAGGAGAAGGCCCGACUGCGGGAAAGGCUUGGGAAUCGGCCGAGGAUCUGAGGUCUGGUGUCCCGGGGCAGCUCUGGGGUGACCUCUGACCUUUGUUUUUUUAACAGUGUUAAAUUAGCUGGUGAUAACAGUGUUUUUAUGGUUUUUUGAGGUGUUUUUUUUUGGUUUGUUGUUUUUUUUUUUUUUUUCAUUUGUUUGGUUGUGUUGUUUGUUCCGGGGCAUUGGAGCCUUUCCUUGGCUGGGGGAGACAACGCUGCCCAUUCCCAGCCCCUCUCCCGCUGGUGCCGGGGCAGGCUGGGGAGGAGGAGGGGUCGUUUUGCUUCCCAAAAAUCCCCUCCUGUGGUGUCUUACCCGGGGCUGAGUCACCCUCCAGGCCUCGAGAGAGGCAGAUUUGCAUUUUCCAAGAUGUUUUGAGGCUCUGGGGAGAGGGAUGCCCUUUUUUUUUUCUCUCUCGUUGAGUUUCCUGCUGCUGCUACACCGCCUGUGAGCACCCCCUCCUCCGCAGCCCCCCGCCAGCCCUGGGCACAGGCACCCGGCUUUGGGGACAUUUCGGUGCCUCUGCUGUCCCCUCAAGGUGCUGGCACCAGCCCCCGACCCCCAGCACGGCUCUGGGGACACCCGGGGGCGCCGGGGCUGCUCCUGCCGGGGCAUUUGCAUUAAAGGCGAUCUCUCGAAUUAAGCCAACGCGCGCAUUUGUUUGUCUCGUGUUUGGGGUUUUUUGGCAACGGGAGAGCUCAGCAGGAAGGAGAGGGCUCCGUGUCAGCUUCCACCCCGCAUCCCAGGAGAAUUCCAGAGCCUCUCCAGCACAAGCCAGCAGCCACCGAGAGGUAUCUUGCCUUCCAUUUGCUGGGGGGGAUUAUUUUAUUUCGGUUUUCUGCAUGCAGGAGGCUUCUGGGCUAAGUUGGAGAUUUGGGGGGUUGUGCUGGGAUGGUGUGGAGCACAAACUCCCCGAGCACCUGGGCGGGCGUUGGGUUCCAACCAGAGCCAAACGCCAGCUUGGGAGAUCCCUCCGCGACUUGGGGCAGCUCUUCCAACCCAUCCCGCCCCUCUCCUGUCCCAUCCCAACCCUCCGAGGUGGAACGGGCAACGCGAGGAGGCCGAGAACGGUGACGGGCACCGAUCCCGCGCCCGCGGGGGCAGCUUGGCUGUCGGCUCCACAGGGGUCCAGAGAAGUCCGAGGGCUUGGAAAGGGGAAGGAGAAGGGGCAGGUGUGGCUCACCGGGUGGCUUUGCAGGUUGUGCCUUUGCCUCUUUUGGCAAGAGGUGCCUCUUGGGAAGGUGGCGGGAAGUGUGAAGCGAGCGGAGGCGAGGCCGCCUUGGCCGGCGCGGCGCUGGCGGGGGCAAGGAGGAGGGAGGCAGGUUUGGAGCCAAGGGAAGCACUUGAGGUUGGAAUGCCGUCAGCCAAGCUGCCAGAAAUCCCCCCGGAGCAUCCCAGGAGAUGGUGGUCCCUCCCACCGGGGUGCGCAGCUUGAUUUAAGCUGGAAUAGAACUCCCCAUCCCCUGGGAUUCCCCAUUCCGAUCCUGGCCUAAUUCCUGGGUGGUGACCAACGUGCCAAACCCCACAGGAAGGUCUCGGGAGCCCUGGAGCAGAGGCUCAGAGUUUUCCAGCCUGGAAUUUUUAAGUGGAACACCACAAGCUCAGGCCCUGUUGGGAUUCCAGGUGUUUCCUUGUCCCUGACGGAGAGAAAACGUUCCCAAAAGGAGCUGGGUGGAAAUCCAAAUCCCAAAGGGCAGAGGGAAACACAAACCUGGAUGUGGUGGGAAUGGGAGUCUCCCAGGGACAAACACCCCGGGAGCGGUGCCGGGCACAGGGAGGUGUCCGUGGUUUUUGUAGGACUUGGGAAUGGGGAUGGAAGGUGGAUGAGCUGCAGGGUGAGAACCCAAGGGGUGCCCUCCAGGAGCCCCCCGUUUCCAUCUGGGAUCUGUGCUUGGGGCUGGGAAAGGGAAAGGCUGGAGAGGGGGAUGGACAGCCGGGAUGGAAGGUCUGGUUAAAGACAAAUCCCUUGGAUAGACGGGCAAAUCUCUUGGAUAGACUUUUCUGGAAGUGCUCCCUCCCUCUUUUCACAGAGAAUCAGGGAAGGGUUUUUCCCUGAAAUUUUAAUUUUAACUUCCACUGCCGUUCCAAAGUGAGAACCAAACCUGCUCCGGAGUCAGUUUUGAUGGGAAUGGGAGCUGCAGCCAUCCCUGAAAUUCCAUUGACAUCCAUGGAUAUACAGUGUUUGUGUGGGGGAGUAUUUAAUCCAGGCUGAAGUAAGCCAGGCUUUGUUGUUCCAGUCCUAACUAAUAUAACUUGACUAAAAAAAUAAAGUUGCUGCAGUGGGUUUGCAGAAUAAAGCACUUUGAAUCUCAGAUUUUUUUUUUUUUUAAUUAGCACAGUCCAAUUUGCUAUAAUAUUAUUUUAUACACAAAUUUUUUUUUUUUUGGUCUGUCUUUAUAAACUAUUAUAAGUGCUAUUUUUGUUAUAAUUCAAAAAUAGAUAUUUAGGAUAAAGUUGUGCUGUUAAAUAUUUGUUAUUUAGUAAAAAUAUGAUUUUUUUUUCCUCUAUUGUAAACGUCGUCUGGGAAAAAAAUAUUAAUGUUUUAUCCUAUUUGUUUUUAAUAUUAAAAAAAAAAGGAAAAAAGCACUUGUGGGGUUUUUUCGUUCGGGAAUUGGUGCCGUGUGCGGUUGUGUUGCAGUCAUGUGGGUUUUAAUAUGUACAGAAUAUUCUGUGUCCCAUAUUAAAAUGAAUGUUGUGUAUUUUGUGAUCCCAAAAUAAAA